Messenger RNA from Nezara viridula (southern green stink bug), 1952 nucleotides. The record is from the annotation of a GenBank genome assembly. Lineage: Eukaryota; Metazoa; Arthropoda; Insecta; Hemiptera; Pentatomidae.
AUGAAAGGAGCUGCUUCAGUGAGUUUGUCAACGAUGAAGAGGGAAUUUACUCAGGCUUUGCGAUGCUUUUCUUCGAUGUUAGAAAACAUAUCUUGUCACAACUACACAAGGAAAGCAUUCUAUACAGUUCUCAAAACUGAAGAUAUAUCACUAAAUGAAGCAUAUCUUAGGACAAAGCAAAAAUGUGAAUCUAAGAAAUUGCCAUUUGAUGUGAAUAUGAAAGGUGUAUUUGCGUGUAAUGAAUUGGAUUUGAAAGAAGUCAAAGUUUACGGAUUCGAUUACGAUUAUACACUUGCAGUUUAUAAGCCAUCUAUGGACCUCUUGCUGUAUAACUUAGGAAUGGAGUCACUAAUAACUAAAUUCAAGUAUCCGCAUGGUAUUGCUAAAAUGCCAUACCUCCCUCACUUUGCCAUCCGAGGAUUACAUUAUGAUAUUGAAAAAGGGCUUCUAAUGAAGUUAGAUUCCUUCUUACAAAUUCAGUUAGGAACUGUUUUUCGUGGCCUUUCACGAGUGUCUGAUGAAGAAGUGCUGAGAUUGUACAAAAACAAGACAGUUCCUAUUGCUUAUGUCGAGAGUCCUGGAAAGAACUCGCAGUACCUUACUACGAAAAUGGUCCAGUUGGCAGACCUGUUUUCAGUUCCUGAAAUGUGCCUUUUGUGCAAUGUAGCUGAAUAUUUUGAAAGGAACAGUAUUGAUUAUAACCCUCAAAUAUUAUUUCAAGAUGUGAAGACCUCUGUUGGAUCAAGUCAUCCUGUAAUGCAUAAACAUCUAUUAACUGAUAUAUCAGAGUACCUGGAUACAAACCCAGGCCUCAGGGAAUGGUUCAGAAAACUCGUCCAAGCUGGAAAAAAAUUGUUUCUAGUAACCAACAGCCCUUAUCAGUUUGUUAAUCGAGGGAUGCAGCUAAUGGUGGGAAAUGACUGGGAAUCCUUUUUUGAUGUAAUUAUUGUACAGGCUAGAAAACCGAGCUUUUUCACUGAUGAGAGUCGGCCUGUCAGGAUUUAUGAUAGAGAGCUUGAUACUCAUUUGUGGGAUAAAGUUUCCAGGCUGCAAAAGGGAUUUAUUUAUUAUGAGGGGACAGUUAACCAAUUACAGGACCUAACAGGGUGGAGAGGAAGUGAGGUGCUGUACUUUGGUGACCAUCCUUACAGUGAUCUAGCAGACGUUACCCUAGAACACGGCUGGAGAACGGGUGCUAUUAUUCAAGAGCUUACGCAUGAAAUAGCUACAUUAAAUAAAGAAAACUUCAAGAAGAAUUGUAAUUGGCUUCAAAUGUUAACCCAACUUAUUGAGGAGUGCCAGGACGUGGACGAGAUUGGAGCCAAAGAAACACUUGCUUCUUGGAUGGCUGAAAGGGAUCGUAUAAGGAAUGAGACGAAGAAUGUGUUCAACCCUCAGUUCGGUUCAGUUUUCCGGACGUACCACAACCCCACCUAUUUCUCUAGGAGGCUCUUCAGGUUUGCCGAUAUUUACACAUCUAAUGUUACAAAUCUCCUCCAUUUUUCAGUAGACCACGUUUUCUAUCCGAGGAGAGGUGUUAUGCCUCAUGAAUAUUCUUCGUACUUUGUUUAGCUUUUAUAAAAAAAAUUUGAUAGAGGGGAAAACAACAAUUAAAGAUGUUUUUUAUCUCUAUUUGAUUCUAUAUCGUGAGUUAUAAUUUAUUAUAUAAUUAUUAUUUUUCUAUCUACCCUCAAUACGUUUUUGUCAGAUAGACCAUAUUUUAAAAUAACCUUCAAAUAAUUAUUUUUGUUUUAGAUUUCUUUUGUCAUAACUGUCAUUCCAUUUUCCAAUCAUUACAGGGAGAACAGUUGCUAUUAAUAUUUUCACUUCAAUUUGUUUUAUUAUUAUCGAUAGUUUUUUAAUGUCGGAUGAAAUUAAUUUGUUAUAAUUAGUCCUCCUUUACGUAAAUUAAAUUACAGAGAAGUAAUUUUUUUGAAAUUUAACAAAAAAAU